Messenger RNA from Dendronephthya gigantea, 3714 nucleotides. RefSeq lists its product as uncharacterized. NCBI's taxonomy places the organism in Eukaryota, Metazoa, Cnidaria, Anthozoa, Malacalcyonacea, Nephtheidae. The record is from RefSeq and is a predicted model, not a curated record. The transcript has 7 exons. Bases 515 to 3238 code for a protein of 907 amino acids.
GUCAUCAUUGAAAUAUACCUCUUAACAUUUGGAAAUUCUUUACAGAGAGAACCAUUUUACAAGUUAUUUAAAGUUGCAUGAACUGUAUAUCAGGAAGUCGGUUUGCGGGGUUCAAGAGAUGUCAUAUUUGCUCCUUAAACUUCUUGCUAUUUAUUCAGGCGCAUCGUGAGAAGUUCGCCGAUAAUACAAUUCAUGGCAUGAAUAUUUAUUCGCAUAGAAAUGACAGGAUUCGCAACAAUUAAGCACACACUGACACACAACGCUCACGAGGGUCGGCAUUUGAAGGAUGGACAUAGAAAUAAUUAUAUGACUUAUGGUGGCAUUAUGGCAAGCAUCUUUGUCAGCGUAACGUGAGGCUAAGCACUUAUGCCUGGAAACGCGGAACAACGCGGAACAACAGUUGCCAUUAUAGUAGGCACUUUUAUUAUAGUACAGCACGAACUUUUAAAAGACAUUCAACAGAAUAUAAUCACCCUGAGAUAUUUACCGUUGGCAGUCGUGAUCUGAAGCAAAGAUGGAAUUGUUGAAAAAGCUAUUCGAUACGAACUCACGGUUGCUGGCAAAAUCGAAGGCUAUAUUGCUGUUUACCUUGGUUGCAACCAUUGUCUUGAAUCUCGUUCUUUUCCUGCGAAUAUCUCAUCAAAAAAGUCCUGAUAUCGCCUACACAGAUCCCAAGGAAAUUUUUGCCGAAUUCAAGUUGUUCCAAGCGGUUGAAAACAAAAGCGUUGAUCUUGAAUCAAAAUCAUUCACAAGUGAACAUUAUCACGAGCAGCCGUUGGAACAGUUGCCCACAGAACCGCCCAUAACCAUUUCCCUCGGGGAUACGACACGAGGCCGCAAGUCAAGCUGCCCCUUGAUGACAAUACACAAAUCCGGAGGGUCACCCCUCAAAGAGACUGUCUGCCGCCCCCACCUGCCCGCCGAAGACGCUUGCGAAUUCGCCGCGAGAUUAUUCAAAUACCAACCGGCCAUCGCGAAAUGUCAGGACCAAAAAGAACCACCGCAUGAAUUGUGCCGCGUCACCGAAGUCCGUAACGGUGCUCGACUGUCCCCGCCCGAGGUCACCUGUGAUGCAUCCGUUUGUCUCGACACCGCUGACAUCAAAAUGCUGAUCGUUGACCCGUCCGAUGGAAAUUAUCUAGUGUUAGAACUACCCGGUAAUACAAGUAAUUCUGAGAUUGAAGACAUGGUAACGAAGGCGAUUCCUUUAACACGAAAAAAUGGAUACAACUUCAUGUUCAUCGAUUGUACUGGUAAAAAAACCCGACAAACGAUUUCACAAUUGUUGACUUUCAUACCGGACCAGAAAAUCCUUAAACCCGAGCAGAAACCGUCAGCGAACAAGAUUAAUGUGAAUGUGGUGUUAUUAGACUCGAUUUCUCGCCCGCACUUUUUUCGUUCUCUGCCGAAAACUGCGUCUUUUUUGCGGCGGAAAAGCGAAGAUUCGCAAUUUGACGCGCAUAUUUUCGACUUCGAGUUGUUUCAAUCCGUGCACGGACACACGCACGAGAACGAACACGCUUUGUUCGGAGGCGCGUUGUACCCGGAAAACCUCACGAAGUCCGAAAAGGAUAACGCGCCAACGAACAUGGAGAGACUCUUUGGGAUAUUCAAGGACGCCGGGUAUCAGACGAUGGCACAGAACGAUUUGUGUUGGAAAGGCUGGUAUGGCUUCUUGACGAGUUUCAUGGCAGAGAAAUGGACGAACCUGCAGGAAAUGAUGAGAAAAACAAUCGAUUCUUCAGGUCUAACAGACGCCUCGUGUAAAAUACUUGAACGCUACAAAGAAACAUCACCUUUUACCGACAACGAUGAUCAUCAGAUAUGCUACAACGGCAAACAUCAUCAUCGAUAUCUUUUUGAUAAUCUCGUGAGCUACCUGAAAGCUGUCACCACAGUUAAACCUUCAAAACCUUUGUUUUCCUACACCGAAACUAAUGUUGCACACGAUGACGUAGGCAUUCGAGUUCAAACUCUCGACAAUGAUCUCAUAGAUCUCAUAUACAGUGUCUCCCAACUCCCAAACACCUUUACGAUAAUCUAUGCAGACCAUGGAAACACCUAUACCGAAUACCAGGUAGAAAUGCUGGAAGGUCGCAUGGAAAUGUAUCAUCCUAUUAUGUUGGGAAUUUUACCCAAAAAACUCGGGAGGAAGUUUGGAAACAAUAUAGUGGAAAAUUUGAAAACAAACCAGCGUAGAUUACUUCAUCUUUUUGACAUCCGCGAGAGCUUGGUAGAACUAGCGAAGUAUGAUACUAAAUCAAGACUGAAUCCUGUUGGGAUAUUCGGGAAAAUACCGAAGGAUCGAACUUGCAACGACUUGAAAUUGAGCACACCGAAUAUCUGUAUUUGCGAGGGGUGGGACACACCAGUUGAAAACUCGACCGUGCAAGUGGCCUUGGCGGAGUUUGCUAUUGGUCAACUCAACAACCAAUUACAAGGCGCCCUUCUUGCAUCACGUCAGACAGAGCCCGAAGGAAAUGUCCCAAGAUCAAUCUUCGGCGCAUGUCAACGGUUACAAUUGCAAAGUAUUAAGAAUGCAAGACAACAUCCAACAGCCAGGGGAACCAUGGUGACAACGAUAGAUGUGAAAGUACAAUCGGGGAAUAUUGUGGAUCAAGAGGAACUUAUCACGGUUCAGGUGGAAUCCGCGCAAAAAGCAGAUAGAUCAUCUUUUGAUAUGAGAUUAGUGACAUACAGCAGAAUCUCUCACUACUCGAUAUAUGAACAAUGCGCUGAUCCUGGCCUGCCGUUAAACCUUUGCGUCUGCGACAAGCGCGACCCAAGAGGGAGGCCUCGGAACGAGACAGCCUACCAUCGUAUGCCAAAGAACACCAUAGUUCGCAAGCUGAAGCCUUGUCUGUCGCUUCUAAAACGACUUUACAGCGAAAACAAAGGCGAAGACGAUUACGUCGGGGUGGAGGUAUACGAAUUUGCCAAUACAUGCAACGAUAAACAGUUCACUGUCAAAAUCGCUGCUGAGGCAGAGAAUGUUCGUGCAUCAACGGAGCUGCCUAUCAAAAUUGUAUUGCCACCAAAGACGAUUUACUUUGGCACUCUUAUGAUGACUGAAGUCGGUUAUGUCAACCCAACAUUGAAGUUGAAGUUACACGUGAUUGUUGAGGAUGUGGACACGGGAAAACGCGGUAAAAGUGGUGGGAAUCAAGUGGAAAGAAGGGAUGAAAGCUUAAAGAGAAAAGUGGAUGUACGGUUAAAAGGCAAAAGAAAGGAAGUUUAAAAAACAAGAAGCGGUGAGGAUUGAGUUGUAAUUUAAUCCAGCUGGUUGCAAAUUUGAGCGGUUUAGGCCGUGCUCAAACUGGAGACACUUAUGUUUCAUCAUGAAAAACAGAGAUUGCUUCGGGAAAAUUACAGUGUGGAAGCAUGGGAAAUGUUUCUCCAUUCGAUAGGAAACAAUUUUGCAUCACGGAAACACUGCGACAAUCUCCCAACGGGUCCACAAACAAAAAAAAAACAUUUGAAUGCCAAUCACGAAUGAUUCCGCAUCAAUUCUUAGCUUUUCAAAAAGAGCAGAUGGUUCUGAUUAUCUUUAAAACACAGUCGUUUUUAUAAAAGAAAUAUAUUUAUUGAAUUAUAAUAUUUUUUGUAAAUAAUACAGUAUUUAAUUCAAGUGAUUGAUAUUAAAGGGGGAAUGCAAUUUUAUAUAUGGAGUGUUCUCGUGGGCUGAAAAAUCACAAAAAUCUCGGCGUAUGAAAC